CCUCAUGGCUGUGAUGCAGCUCACACUGACGACAUGCUGAUGGAAUCUGAGCCGUGUGUGAGAAGUCAUCAUAAGCACGUCGCCUUCAUUCCAUGCCACAGAUCUGAUUCCUUUACCCCAUUACCCCCUCGCCCCCUCCCUCCUCAGCGUGGUGGAGUUGAACAUUUCCUGCCUGCAGCUAUGGACAGUUUGGAGUUAAAGGAUUUAUUCACCGUCGCUCAAUUUAUUAAAGCCAGAUGUGAUCACGGACUGAAAGCUGGAGAACCUAAAAACAUCAAAAACUAUGUUUUUUUUGAGGUGGAGAUUCUGGACCCAAAGACCAGGACGCAGCUCUGCUACCUGGACAAGGUGGAUCCGAGCGCCACAGUUGGAGAAAUCAAAACCCUGCUGCACCGACUGUAUCCAAAAUGGUAUCCAGCAAGACAAGCACUGAAACUCCAUCCUGAAGGAAAAGCUCUUAAAGAUGAUGAUGUUCUGGAGGAUCUGCCUGUGGGGACGACGGCCACCAUGUUCCUGCAGGACCUCGGGCCUCAGUUGGGCUGGACUAUGGUGUUUCUGUCAGAAAGCAUCGGCCCUCUUUUUAUUUAUCUGCUGUUUUAUUAUCGUCUGCCGUUUAUCUACAGUCACGAGUACGACUACACACAAAGUUCUCAUGCUGUUGUCAGACUAGCGUGUGUGUGUCACACUCUUCACUAUGUAAAGAGAUUAGCGGAGACAAUCUUCAUCCAUCGCUUUUCACAUGGAACUCUGCCGCUGCACACCAUCGCACUGAAUUGUUUAUAUUAUUGGGGAUUUGCAGCGUGGUUAGCGUACUACAUCAACCACCCUCUGUACACCACACCCAUGUACGGAAAAAUUCAGAUCUACACAUCACUCUUUACAUUUCUGGUGUGUGAGUGUGGAAACUUCUCCAUUCAUCUCGCUCUGAAUCGACUCAGCUGUAACGGAUCGAGGCCGAUGCAGAUUCCAUACCCGAGUAAAAACCCCUUCACCUGGCUCUUCUUCUUCGUCUCCUGUCCAAACUACACGUAUGAGUUGGGUUCAUGGAUCAGUCUCACAGUGAUGACGCAGUGUGUUCCAGUGGCCGUGUUCACCUUGAUCGCGUUCGUACAGAUGACCAUCUGGGCUCGAGGAAAACACAAAACCUACAUCCAGGAGUUUAGGGAAUAUCCUGAACUCAGGAGUGCCAUCAUUCCUCUCUUCCUCUAGUGAUCUAGGACAAAACUCUCACACAGAACCUUUAUAACAUCCUUAAUCUCACGAAAUACCAAUGUAGGACUGAGAGAAAUGUAGCAGUGAAGUGUUUAUCAGUGUUCAUCACCACAGUAUUCAUCACCACAGUAUUCAUCACCACAGAACAAACACAUGGUUCAUCACCCACACACAAGGCGGAGGUGGGAAUCGAACCCCCAACCCUGGAGGUGUGAGGCGAACGGAUAAAUUUUCUAUGGAGUCUAUGGAUAAAUUUAAAGUAAUUAAAUAUUUCAAGAUUUUUAUGCAUUACAGGAUUCCUAAAGCAAAUAUUUAAUAGAUAUAAUUUACAUAUUUCCCCCCCUUAUAGAUUCAGUGUGGAACCUGCACAAAAUGGUUCCACAUAAAAUGCCUUGUGAUGACAGAAGCACAAAUAUCGAGCGGACAUAUCCCUUAGUAUUGUGUAUUGUGUAUUGAGCUAAAGUACAGAGACCAUAGAGUUUAACAAUAUCUGUAAUAGCUCUUAUAU
Tachysurus vachellii is the source of this 1720-nucleotide messenger RNA. It is a transcript of the gene tecrl2b, whose product is annotated as trans-2,3-enoyl-CoA reductase-like 2b. NCBI's taxonomy places the organism in Eukaryota, Metazoa, Chordata, Actinopteri, Siluriformes, Bagridae. Gene Ontology annotation, molecular function: oxidoreductase activity, acting on the CH-CH group of donors. The transcript is spliced from 12 exons. The record is from RefSeq and is a predicted model, not a curated record. Bases 34 to 1209 code for a protein of 391 amino acids. Gene Ontology annotation, biological process: very long-chain fatty acid biosynthetic process.